Messenger RNA from Hirsutella rhossiliensis, 1143 nucleotides. RefSeq lists its product as uncharacterized. Lineage: Eukaryota; Fungi; Ascomycota; Sordariomycetes; Hypocreales; Ophiocordycipitaceae. The transcript has a single exon. The record is from RefSeq and is a predicted model, not a curated record. The coding region runs from base 1 to 1143 and encodes 380 amino acids.
AUGGGCCUAGCCAUCGCGCCCCCAGACCAGGCUGGCCUCUUGGCCCCUCUCCUCCCGGCCCUGCCCGCCGCCGCCGCCUCGGCCCAGCCCGCCGUCAAACUUCUCCCUUUGCUCUCCCCUAUCCUGCGCCAGCGCGUCCAGCUGCUCUCCGAGUCUUCGUCGGAGCCCUGGCUGCGCCUUCUCUGCUACGAUGCCGCCAAGGCAGUAAAGCUCGCCGACAUUGUCCGCGGGCCCUCGCUCGAGCCCCAUCCCGUCUCGGGCGAGGUCGAGGUCGACUGGGGCUAUGACGCCCACACCAGAUACAGGCGCCUCGAUCGCGAGACGCUGCAGGCUCUCGUUGCCCUGCCGGAGCUCGGCAUCGCCUUUCAGCUCGUCUACUGCGUCGGCGACCACGAGGGCGGCGGCGAUGGCUGGAGGAUUGGCGAAGUCACCGUGGCCGACAAGCCCUCUCCUUUUUCUCGCUUUGGCGGCGCAUCCACAAUCGUCGAGGCCGAACGGCACUUCCAAGACGGCCAGGGCAACGGCGGCAGCAACAGCCAAACCAAGGCCACGCUCACCUCGCAACAACAUGACAACGGACCCGCUACUGCCCAAGAUGACGACGACGACGAUUACUGGGGUCGUUAUGACGCGACUCCGGCCCGCACUCCGGCCGUGACGCGGUCCCCUGGCCCCUGCGCAGUGCCCUCCUCCCGUUCGACCGACCCUUACCGCCCGGCCUCCACCGAGGACGACUACUUUGCGCAGUACGACCAAGUCCAGCCUGCCAUGGAUAACCACGACCCCGACGAGGAGGCUCAGAACGCACACCUCGUUCCGCCCCUGGGGCUCGGCAGCGCGCAGAGCUCGGGGCUCCCCGGCCAGGGCCCGGACACGACGGCGACCAGCAAGCCCAUGUCCGCCGACAUCAUCCACCCGCGCCCCGAAUCGAGCGCCAGCUCCAACGGCUCCUACAACGUCGCCAGGCUUGAGGAGACGGCGGGCAAGCAGGAGCAGAACGAGUUUGGCGUCAAGCAGCACGUCUCCCGGAGCAUCAGGAGUCUGUACAUGCUGGCGCGGACAUCUGGCAUCGCCCGCGAGGAAUUUGCCCGUCUCGUCACGACUGAGCUCGCUGUCUUGGGCAUCAUGGAGGAGGACGACUGA